Molecule: messenger RNA, 512 nt
Organism: Oryzias latipes (Japanese medaka)
Lineage: Eukaryota; Metazoa; Chordata; Actinopteri; Beloniformes; Adrianichthyidae
Product: growth-regulated alpha protein-like
Biological process (GO): immune response
Cellular component (GO): extracellular region
Molecular function (GO): chemokine activity
Source: RefSeq, a predicted model, not a curated record
CCCAAAGCCUCUAGACCUCACAGCGCUCCUGACAAACAUCUGACCUCCAGCUCAGAUUGUCUGCUUUACUGCCUCAAGACUUCUUCUGUCAUCUCAACUGAGAGGAGAAACCAACAAUGUCUGGCAUGAUUCCAGCACUUCUCCUCCUGGCCGCCAUUGCGUGCUUCACACAAGCUCAGUUCAACGAGGCUGGACAGCAGUGCCUUUGUCAGCGUGUCAGGAAGGGCAUCAUGGGAAAGAAUGAAAUAAAAGACAUCCAGAUCUACCAGGCAACUGCUUUCUGCAGAAAAGUUGAGAUUGUAGUGACCUACAAAAACGGCCUUCGCGUUUGCCUGGACCCGGAGCUGAAAAUUAUGAAGAGGGCCAUGGCUGCCUUCAUGAAGAAGCAGAAUAAUGUCAAAGCCAAGCCCACAAACUCCUCUUCCACUCCCGGCAGCACCCUGACAACUUCCAACUGAAUCUAUUUCUCCACUCUUUUCACCAAACUAGGACUUUUUGUGACCACUGAUCCC